AGCGUCAAACGUCAUUUGACAUGUGGUGAGAUAAAAAUGGUGCCCGUUUACCAGCUGGCAUUCAUUUUGUAAAUUGCAAAAAAUCAACUCCAUUGUUGAUCAAAUAUUUUAGCAUGGCGUCUGUGUUAGAUCUUGUGAAAUAUCACCAGGGAAGUAUUCAGAAAUAUGCAGGAGAUGAACACAAAGUUCUUAAGGCUAUUGAUAAGCUGUUUAACCUGGAUGUGAAGGUGCAGCACCUUCAGGAGACUGGCGUGGGUCGGACGGUGAAUGCGUUGCGUAAAGAACCAGGCGAUGUCGGCAAAGCAGCCAGGGCACUCGUCUAUAAGUGGAAGCUGAUGGUGGCUGCAGAAGAAAGUGACCAGGAAGACGAUCACAAAAACAGAUCAAUUCAUAAUGGUCAUGGCAAUGGCAAGGAUUCAGAUGAUGGAGCCCAACAUCUUCCUGUCCCAACAUCUCAUAGCAGAUUGAAUACCCAUACACACACGAAUGGGGACCACAGUGGGGCAAAGAGAAAAUACAACAGCAGUGAGGAAGAUGAACCUGACACAAAAAGGUCACGACAGUCAAGUUCUAGUGAUGAUGAAGAUGACAAAAGUAAAAUUGUAAAAGUCAAAAUUGAACCCCCUGAAAGUGAUAAUGAUGGCUCAGAUUCACACAGCACAAGUGAUGAAGAUUCAGAGUCGUCAGAAGAAGACAAGGUCAAAGUCAAAACAGAAAACAUUAAAAUAAAAACUGAACCCCCUGAAAUAAAAACAGAGUCACCUGAAGAGUCAUACACACCUCAAUAUUCCCCCAUCAAUCAUAGUAAAAGUCAACAGAAAGCAGAGUCUUCAAAUUCAAAAAGAUCUCAAGAUGUUACAGAUACACAUCACAUUUCAAAACAAGCAAAACAUCACAGUUCAGAAACAAGACAUGCCUCUGCAAAAUCUUUCUCAAGUGACAACAGCACAAAGGACAAAGAAAGUAGUUCAGAAAAAAGGCACAAGGAUCAUAAAUCAUCAGAUAAACAAAAUAAAGAAGAAUCGAGACCAUUUUAUAAAGAAGAUUCAAAAUUGUCAAGUAAAUAUAGCUCGGAUAAACAUAGCUCUGAUAAAUACAGUUCAGAUAAACAUAGCUCUGAUAAAUACAGUUCAGAUAAACAUAGCUCUGAUAAAUACAGCUCCGAUAAAUACAGAUCCGAUAAAUAUGGUUCGGAUAAAUACAGCUCAGAUAAAUACAGCUCAGAUAAAUACAGCUCAGAUAAACACACCGCGGAUAAGCACAGUGCAGAUAAAUCCCGUGUGGACAAAUACAAUUCCGACAAAUACAGCUCGAAUAAACAUAGCUCGGAAAAGCAUAGCACUGACAAAUACAAAACUAGCUCUCAUAAAUCUGAAUCUGAUAGAAGCAGCUCACGUAAAUCUGAAGCUGACAGAUCAACAUCAUAUAAAUCUGACAGCAAUUCUGAUAAAUAUAAAAAUCACGAUAAAAGUAAAUCAGAUAAACAUAGCAGUUCUAAGUCAGACAAGGACAAAUAUAAAAGUCCACAUGAAAAGGAGAUCUCAAGUGACAAACACAAAUCGAAGGAAAGUAGUAGUUCUAAGCAAAAAAGUUCCUCUAGUAAGGACACGUCAAAGGAUAAAAAUAGUUCUUCUAAAGAGAGUAGUCAUAGCAGUAAGAGCGAUAAAAAGCACUCGUCAUCGAGUGAUAAGUCGAAGAGUGAAACUAAGGCAGAGAAGACUGAGGAUAAAAAUAGCGAGAAAAAAUCUAGCCACAAAUCAAGUUCUUAUUCCGAGAAAAGCAAGUCUAGUAGCAGUAAAACGAAGGAAGAUAAACCAAAGAAAAAAGUGACUGUAAAUACUGAUGAUGAUGAUGGUAUCGGCUGUGAAUCAGGUGCAAGUUUUGCAGAAGCAUUAGGAAUGGUUGUUCCAACCAAAUCGAAAAAGAAACAGCAAACAACACCUGUAAAAGAUUCUACAUCGCCUAACGGGUCCACUACAAAUGAUCUAAGUCCCGCGGCCCUGCUAGCGCCUACCGCGAAGCUCGCUCCGCUGCCCGCGCUGGAAAUCUCUGCACUGCCGGAGAUAUCUCCUAACUAUAAGCCUCGACCGCCGCCCAAAUUCAUGCCACAUUUCAACGACGAUGAUGCUAUGAGUGCUGUCAUAUCUUCCAAAAACCAAAGAACUAAAGUGUACUCCGGAAACAAAGUGAUCGGAAAAAUACCUACUUUAUAUGAAAUGUGCGUGCAUGUCCUUCAAGAACAUAUCGAUGCUCUGGAAUAUACUGGUGGUGUACCAUACGAGAUUCUAAAGCCCGUAGUCGACAGGGCAACACCCCAACAACUGUUUAUGCUUGAACACUACAAUCCAUACCUUAUGGAGGACACUGCGCACCUAUGGCAGAAGAACUGUGAGAAGCAUUUCCGUAACAAGAAACGAGAGGAAAUGGAAACCUGGCGAGAGAUGUACAUGAGGUGCCAAGAAGAACAAGAACACAAAUUGAAGUCUCUCACAGCCAACAUCAGGAUGACGCAGGAGGCUAAGAAGGCGCCCAUCAAACAAACCAAGAUGGCGUACGUAGACACCGUGGUGAAACCACCCAGAAACGUCGCUAGGAAACAGGCCUUGCACGGUACUAAGUACGCGGCGACAGCGAGCCCGGCGGCGCGCGUGGCGGCGCUGGCGGCGGCACCCAACGUGCUGAAGGGAGGCGCCGUGCGACCCCCACCCGCGGCCUCCGUCUCUGUCUCAAGCUUCAACAAACCCAAGAAGGCUCCGCUCAUGCAAAAAGCCCUACAAUUCAUGCGUGGACGCAAACGAUGAUAUUUACUAACUAGAAUUCCGUACGCGAGGUAAUUGUUAAACCCGGAACCUUAUUAUGAUUUUAAAAUAUUAUCUUCAUGUAUUAGUGUUGCGUGUGAUUUUAUAAAUAUCUGUAAUGAUUUUUUACCCGCAAAAGAAGGGUUAUGUU
Molecule: messenger RNA, 2949 nt
Organism: Pectinophora gossypiella (pink bollworm)
Lineage: Eukaryota; Metazoa; Arthropoda; Insecta; Lepidoptera; Gelechiidae
Product: transcription elongation factor B polypeptide 3-like
Exons: 10
Coding region: 114-2801 (895 amino acids)
Biological process (GO): transcription elongation by RNA polymerase II
Cellular component (GO): elongin complex; nucleus
Source: RefSeq, a predicted model, not a curated record